AUGUUUUCACUACCGGCCGCAAGGCAAAUAAAGGAUAUGAGUACGUGGGGAGAAGCAUGGGAUAAACGUUUAAUUGAUGAAAAAGUGGGGUUUUAUCCAUAUGAAGAAUUUGAUGACGUUAAGGAAAUCGCUGAUGGUUCAUUUGGUAAUAUCUAUCGGGCUAACUGGAAAACCUCUGACAAAGUGGUCGUAAUAAAGAGUUUUGGAAAUUAUAACCAAAAUGCAAAACAAGUUAUUAAAGAUUUAAAAACAUUGAAUUGUGAACAUACAAAUUUUAUUCGAUUAUAUGGUCUGACCAAAAUAGAAAAUAAAGAUGAAGAAAACACAUCAAAAUAUUUUCUAAUUCUUGAAUGUGCGAAUGGUGGGACAUUACGUCAAUAUUUAAAGGAUCGGGUUCAAACUUUUGAUUGGCAUAUAAGAUUAAAUUUCUCUUUACAAAUAACCGGAGCUGUACAAUUUUUACACGAAAAGAAUAUAGUGCACGGUGGACUUGUAAUAGAAAAUUUUUAUUUUCAUUUUAGUUUUCUUGUACUUGAUGACAAUAUAAGAGUAACAGAUCAUGGAAUUUCAAGGCGAUUAACUAAUUUUAAUACUACAACAAAUGUUGAUAAUUCAUUAGUUCCUUAUAUCGAUCCUCAAUGUUUUAAAGUACAAGAUGAUAAAAAUAAACCACGUCAAUUCAGAAUGAAUAUGAAAUCAGAUAUUUAUAGUUUAGGAUUUAUUUUAUGGGAAUUAACAAGUGAUUCACCUCCAUUUUCUAAUCGUAUUCAAGUGGAUAAAGAUUUAAAUUUAAUAUCAGAAAUUUCAAGAGGUCUUAGAGAGAAACCCGUUCCUGGUACACCUGGAAAAUUUGUUGAAGUUUAUAUUAAAUGUUGGCAAGAUGAUCCAGCCAAAAGAGCAGAAAUUCAACAAACAGUAUUUGCACUUAAAGCUCUAGAAAUUAAAAAGAAAACAUCUAUGCAUGAUCAAAAUUAUCUUGCUCGAGACUUAGACAUUAAGAAUCGAUUAAGUAUUGGUACUGAUAUUAAUUCACUCCGAAGUAUGCUGGGACAAUUGGCUUUAACACAUACCACUGAGCCAUCGAUUUUUAGACCUAAACCUUCAAACUUGGAUCCGUUGUUGAUUGAUUCAACCACAACCACCACAACUGCUUCAACUACGCUCAACACUCCUACACAACCAACUUCAGGACCGCCCGAAAUAAAUCCCGGGGUUUCAAUUGAACCAGAUGUCACCACCACAAGCUUUAAAUCUAAAAAUAAUGAACCACCAAUGUUUGAAAAAGAACAAAUUCAAAUUUUUGUUGAAGAACCAAUAUCUACGAUGACGACUGAAACUAUUGAUAAUCAUGUAAUUGAUUCUAAAAAAUAUGAUUUUAUUUCUAAACUGGAAAAUAAACUUGAAAUCCCCAAAAAAGAAAUUCAAAAGCCAUUACCUGAAAAACUGCCAGAUAAAGAAUCUGAAAACAUUAAUUCUAAAAUAACAACUACAAUAGCCAUGAUGACUAAAAAAUCAGAGCCCGAUAAACUUACAUCAGAGCCACCAAAGAAUGUUCCUUCAAUUCCUUCUAAAAAAGUCGAAUCCUUGGCCAAUGGUUUAAACCAAAAGAUCUUAAAAACCGAAGAAGUGAAAAUUGGUUCUGAUGAGAAAAAAGUAAAUAAAGAAGAGUCACCAUCACUAAAUAAAAAACAAAAUCCUAAUCCUAUCAAUCCUAUUGACAAUGUUGUUACAAAAGAAAUCAAAAACACUUCAUCACCAAAUAAUGGUGGUAUAUCAAUUAUUAAAAAAAGACUUUCAUUAUCAUUAAAUAACGACAGCAAUAGCACAAUUCCAAAACUCAUCAAAGAACCUAUCGUUAAUAGUUCUUCUAUUGCUAAACUUAAGUCAGACUUGGAAAACAAUAGUGCAAACGACAAAACAGAGAAAGUCCCGUUAGGAAAUCAGUCAAUGAAUAAAUUAAAUAAAGAUUUUUCGUUGGUUAAUGGCUCUUCAACUCCAAAGUCAGAUAAAGAAACAACAACAGCGAAUAAAUUAAAACCCAUUUCUGAAUUUCAACAAAAAGAAGAUACAGCGACACAGAAUACCGAUUCAUCACUACUUCUUGGUUUAGGAAAUUCUGUAAAAAAUUUUAAAGAUAAACUUGAGCUCCCUGCACCAACAAAGCCUAAUCCUCCUUCUACAAAAUCAGUAAAGAGUAGGAGAAUAAGCAUUUCAUCAACUAAAUCUGACGAUUCCUCUAAAGGAGAUAUUUAUACACCACCAAAAUUAUCAAGGAGAAUAUCUAUUAAAAAAUCUGAUAUACCUACCAGGCCUGACUUUCCACGAUUAAAAAGUACUUCACCGCCUAAAAUACCCGAUUUUACAUUAACGAUACAACCCUUACCAAAAAAUGAAACAGAUUUGUCACAAAUUAUUAUUCAAAGAACUGAAAGUGCCUUAACAAUCAAAAGUUCUUCAAAAUCUAAAUCAUCAUGGAUAUCUGAAACUCAGGUUAAUUCCAAUGAGACCAUCGAUGAUAUAGCUCAAACUCCAGUAAGAAGAAAAGGAAAAUUUGUUCCUAAAAAAUUUAUUGAUGAAUUAUAUAAUAUGCUAGUUCAAUCAACAGACGAUGGCAAAGAGUUUUACGAAAUAAAUAAAUUGAUGCAUGAGCAUAUAAAAAAUAACAGCUAUGAACCAUUUGAUAUAAUUUAUUUUUUGAUAAAGGGUAAAAGAAGGCCACACUAUAAGAGUCUUCUAGGUUACUUUUACUAUGCGGCUAUUGGAACUGGUGAAGAUGACGAAAAAGCAUUUGAUUUAUUUCUAGCAGGAGCAAAAAAUGCAAUCCCGAUUGCACAAUUUUAUCUUGCAAAAUGUUAUCAAUUUGGCUAUGGUACAUCAAGAAGUGACAAGUUAACAUUUUUCUGGUAUAGAAAGGCUGCAUUUUAUGGGAGUGCGGCAGGAGAAAACGAAUUAGGAUAUUGCUAUCGAGAUGGAAUAGGCACAUUGAGGGAUUCUGAUAAAGCAUUUGAAUGGUUUAGUAGAUCUGCGAAAAGGGGAAACCUUGAGGGUUUAUGUAAUAUUGGAACAUGUUAUGAACUUGGGAAAGGAGUUAGAAAGAAUUUGAAGAAAGCAUUUGAAAUAUACAAUAGAACUGCAGAAGCAGGAUUCAAAGAAGGACAGUAUAAUUUAGCAGCAUUUUAUGAAGCUGGCACAGGUGUACCAAAAGAUUUAGAUCAAGCAAUAUAUUGGUGUCAAAAGGCUGCUCAUACAGGAUUUAGAAGAGCUAAAGAAAAGUUAGCAAAAUUAUUGGCGCAAAAACAAAGUGAUGAAACAUCCAAUUCUUCAAAA
Messenger RNA from Entrophospora candida, 3327 nucleotides. NCBI's taxonomy places the organism in Eukaryota, Fungi, Glomeromycota, Glomeromycetes, Entrophosporales, Entrophosporaceae. The record is from the annotation of a GenBank genome assembly.